Suillus paluster is the source of this 2203-nucleotide messenger RNA. Its product is annotated as amino acid/polyamine transporter I. Gene Ontology annotation, molecular function: transmembrane transporter activity. NCBI's taxonomy places the organism in Eukaryota, Fungi, Basidiomycota, Agaricomycetes, Boletales, Suillaceae. The record is from RefSeq and is a predicted model, not a curated record. Bases 347 to 1954 code for a protein of 535 amino acids. The transcript has 16 exons. Gene Ontology annotation, biological process: transmembrane transport; amino acid transport. Gene Ontology annotation, cellular component: membrane.
GCACAUGCAACCAUUAACACCAUGGAACCUAUCAUCCAGAUAAUGACCUGACCCCACUUCCUCGCCGAUGUCCGGAUGUUCUACAUACCCAGGUUGACCUCCAAACCAGACGUUGGACAUCCAGACCGUAAACUAAAUAGUCAUUUGGGUCAAUUGCUGUCCAGAUCGCAAACUGAGACAAGGUUCCAUACUUAGGCAUUUUCUGAUCAUCAUCAUCAGAAGUUCAAACUUCUCGGUCAUAACGUGGACGUCAUUUGCAGGGUAACGACGGUUCUAUCAGGCUUUUAAUACGAGUCGUUUUUUUGGACAUGACUCAAGCUCAUUCGCCCACUUGCAAUCGCACGAUAUGAUUUCGAGAGCUCCUGCGACUUCAAACUUGCACCUGGAACCAGGCGAGGAUGAGGUAACUCUAGCAAAGCUAGGAUACAAGCAGGAGUUUCGCAGGGAAUUCACUCCGCUAGAGGUAUCUGGACUUGCAUUCAGCUAUAUAGGAGUGGUACCUUCUAUAGUCUCCGUGUUCUUUUAUGCCCUACCAAAUGGUGGGCCUUUCGCUAUGGUUUGGGGGUGGGCAAUUGCUUGCCCUUUUAUCAUGUGCAUCGGGUUGGCACUGGGAGAACUCGCGUCAGCAGCGCCUACUUCCGGUGGCCUAUACUAUUGGACUUACUCCCUUGCGUCUCCACGGUGCCGCAAUUUUCUGUGUUGGAUAGUUGGCUAUUCGAACACCAUAGAAUCUAUAGCGGGAGUCGCUUCGGUAAAUUGGGCGUGCGCGAUUCAAAUCACAGCCGCAAUCAGUAUCGCCUCUGGUCAACCAUAUGCGACUACUAAUGCGAAGAUCUACGGUAUAUACGCAGCUGUAAUGUUGUCACAAGCCGUCCUCGUGAGCCUCGGUACCAAAGUCUUGGCAAGACUGCAGUCACUGUAUACGUUGGUGAAUUUGUGCCUGUGCUUCAUAGUCAUUAUCGCGCUUUCCGAUCGCAACCACCAUCAGAAUAUCGAAACAGGUGCAAGUUUUGCGCUAGGGAAUUUCACAAAUCUGGAUGGCUGGCCAUCUGGAUUCGCAUUUAUAUUGAGCUUAAUGGCUCCUCUUUGGACAAUAGGGGGUUAUGAUGCUAGCGUCCACAUGAGCGAGGAGGCUUCGAACGCCGCUACCGCAAUACCAUGGGCGAUCACCAGUUCCAUUAUUAUUGCGGCCGUCCUGGGUUGGGUCAUCAACGUUGUCCUUGCCUUUUGCAUGGGCACUGAUCUCGACGGCAUCUUAAAUAGCCCUUUAGGUCAGCCCUUGGCCCAGAUCUUUUACAAUUCGCUCGGGCAGAGAAUGGCCUUAGUUUUUUGGUGUUUCAUUAUCUCAGCCCAAUACAUGGUGUCAUCGAACUGUCUCCUGGUCGGCUCUCGCCAGACGUUUGCAUUUGCUCGUGAUGGAGCCCUCCCAUUUUCACGAUAUUUGUACCGGAUCAAUGGCUACACACACACACCAGUCAAUACAGUUUGGUUCGACGCCGCCUGUGCUCUGUUAAUUGGACUUCUCGCGUUCGUGAGCACCCAAGCCGUCAAUGCGGUAUUCACAAUUGGUGUCACCGCGUCGUAUAUCUCCUACAUAACGCCUAUCACGACCCGUUUCGUGUUUAAUAACAACUUUAAACCCGGCCCAUUCCACCUUGGGAAAUUUAGUUUUCCGAUCUCUGCGAUCGCUGUGACAGGGAUGGUGUUCAUGAACAUCGUUUUCUUCUUUCCCUCCACCCCCCAAACAACCGUACAGGAGAUGAACUAUACAGUUGUGGUCCUUGGAGGGUUCAUGUUCCUUGCGAUUUCGUGGUAUUAUUGCCCAGUGUACGGAGGCGUGCAUUGGUUCAAUGGACCCAUAGCCAACAUUACACCGGCUGUCACAUGUGAAAACAGAGAUGAGGAUUCAAUGUCGGAGAAGGAAGAACGUGAUGCAGAAGUUAUGGAUGUAUAAGUGGUGUUCGCGUAGUGGUCGGUAUACUGGAAUGAUAUAGAUUUCAACAGGUUUCGAAAGCACUAAUUAUCCAAUAUUUCGCAAUCUUCUCCGUCUCAGCUCCCUCCUUGCUUACAUAGUCAUUGGUGUUCCUAUACUAGGGCUGAGGCAACAGCCUACAGGACGCAUAUGUUAUAGUGCCAUAUAUGCUUACCAUAGAAUAGAUAGCUACUUUGCAAGCAUUUUGUUCCUCAGUGUACUCUUUGACAU